GGUGGAUGUCGUGUAGUGGGGCGGAAUCUGUGGUACCGUUUCUGUCUGGAGACUGAUCUCUCCCGGAAGUGGGUGGUUAAAUCGCCACUCGGUCACUGCUGGCGAUCGCUGGGAUGAAGGAGAGUCAGGGACAUUCUUGUGGCUGACAAAUAUCCUACGACACAUUUGUGAAAUUUCAUUUUUAACAGAUUUGUUGCGGUACAUCCGCAGAACAUCACAAACGCUUAGAAAAAAAUCCCAGACACUCCGCCGCCAAGAUGAUGGAGGAAAUUGACAGAUUUCAAGUGCCCACCGAGGCAGAAAUGCAACCUUUUGAUCAAUCUUCGUCAACCACAUCAGAGGCAGACUCAGAUACCAGAGAAAGUGAACCUGCCACCCUAAACUAUAAACCUUCUCCUCUUCAUAUGAAAAUAGACAAACAGAGAGAGCAUGUUCGGAAGGGAUCGCUGAAAAAUGGCAACGCUGGAAGCCCCGUCAACCAGCAACCCAAGAAAAAUAAUGUGAUGGCAAGAACAAGGCUAGUGGUCCCCAAUAAAGGCUAUUCGUCUUUAGACCAGAGUCCAGAUGAGAAACCUUUAGUUGCUCUAGACACAGACAGCGAUGACGACUUUGACAUGUCUAGAUAUUCCUCAUCAGGAUACUCAUCAGCCGAGGUGAGGUCUCUAAGGGAACAGCAGAUAAACCAGGACCUGAACAUCCAGCUACUGAAAGAUGGAUACAGGCUGGAUGAGAUUCCUGAUGAUGAAGAUCUGGACCUCAUACCACCCAAAUCUGUCAACCCGACUUGCAUGUGCUGCCAAGCCACCUCCUCCACUGCUUGUCAAAUCCAGUAAACCCCCUAACUUCUUGCUCCCUUUCUCUAAUUUUUCUUCUCUCAUUAUAUGUCAUAAUCUCAGACAAGACACUUAGUCAGUACUACAGAAGGAAAUGUACAGUGAAGGUUAUGAUAAACAUGAUGUACAGAUAAACACACACACAUAUUACAUGCGCAAAUACACACAUACAUUUACUCUAACGUACGAUUAUUAACAUGAAUAUUAUUGGUUGCUUCCUCCUAUGGCAGGAUAUGCACUGUUUGCUAAUAUGCUAGGUAAGUCUGCUCACUUUCACUUUCUAGCGAGCAUUGUGUUAUACUGUAAGUGAACGUAGAACAAAUAAAGCAUUGAAAUGACUUUGUGAAUUAAAAAUAAACUUGAUGUUACAGAGAGUUUAAAUAGUUUAUCCACUGUUGCACUCAUUGCAUAACUUUGUCGUUAUGGUAAGUUUUGAUUUAUAUAUGGAUCUGGUUGGAUGUUUAUUGUUAGUGGCUGCUGCUGAGUCUAUACUUGGUUAUGUUUCUGUUGAACAUUUUGCAUGUUGGAGCAUUCGUACUGCAGUGCUAACAGCAACCUCGUCUGGCACGCACUUUGAACAUCACAUGUUGUUUUGUUUUACGCCUUUUUCAAAAUUUGGUACUGUUUGAUCUGACAUGUUUGUAUUUUAUUUAUUUGAAUGAUUUAAACCUGGAUUAUAUCAACUUUAUUAUCAAUUUAAUCAACUAUUAACUGGAUUAUAUCAUUAAAAAAAGAAAAAUAUUUCUACACUGUAAAGAAUUUAUUUUAAAGUUUAAUUAACUUGAAUUUACAAUUCAUUUCAACUUUCUUGACUAGAAAAGUUGCUAUAAGGCGUUGUUAUAAAUGAAAAUAAAUAAUUUAUUAUUUCAACUUUAUUUUUAUAAUUUAUAGCAACUCCUCGCUAAGGUUGAAAAUUAAUUAAGUCUGAAAGGUUGAAAUUAAUUGUAAUUUUAAAUUGAUUAAACUUAAAAAUUUAAAUGCAACAAGGAUUUUUUUACAGUGUAUGGCAGUGACUCUUAUUUGGGAAUCUGAAUGAUUUUACCUUAUUGGUCACGUGUCAAGGCCUGGACUGCUGUUAUUUAGACAGGAUGUCCAAGAUAAAGCUCCUCUAUGAUUGUUUCUUAAUGUUUAGAUGUCUCAUGGUAAUAAUAAAAAACUGUAUGAUCUGAUGGCCCCACCAAAGAAUGUUUUUUUUUUCUUGUGGACUACUCUGCCUUUUUAAUUUAGUAUUUCAUAUACAUAAUACUAUACAGUAUGGUCUCAUUGAAAACAGUUUUGACACUGUAGGCUGUUAGUAAAGAUAAGGUUUGCUUGUAUGUCUUUUAAAAUGAUAAAUAUUAACUUUCCUGGCCUAUCUUAACAAACAUUAUUAAAAAAUAUUUAAGGUGGCAAUUGUAAAACUGCAGUAUUUGGGUUUUCCUUUUGCAACAACACAAUAAAUCCAUAUAGAGGUGGUACUGAUUUUUGAAGCUAAGAUUUGCAUACAAACAUGUUUGUUAUAUUUACACUCAACGUGUAUAUGAUUAACCUGAAUCUUAAAUCCAAACUGUAUGACAUGAAAUGCUCAAAUUCGCAUUUUGGUCAGUUUUACCUGUGUAAUGACCUGAUGUAUUCAAUUCAAAGCAUAAUCUAAAAUUAGGAUUUGUUGAUGAUCAAAGCUGUGUUUUAUGUCACAAAUUAUGUGAGAGUCCAUUUAUGUAUUAACAAUGUUGUUGGUUUCAGUGAUAUCAAUAAAAGCAGACCUGAAUCGCA
This is a messenger RNA of Paramisgurnus dabryanus, 2585 nucleotides long. It is a transcript of the gene fam219ab, whose product is annotated as family with sequence similarity 219 member Ab. The record is from RefSeq and is a predicted model, not a curated record. Lineage: Eukaryota; Metazoa; Chordata; Actinopteri; Cypriniformes; Cobitidae.